This is a messenger RNA of Miscanthus lutarioriparius, 2139 nucleotides long. Lineage: Eukaryota; Viridiplantae; Streptophyta; Magnoliopsida; Poales; Poaceae. The record is from the annotation of a GenBank genome assembly.
AUGGCAGCAGCUGCCGUGGUGAGCGUCUCCAUGGGUGUGAUGAAGCCCGUCCUGUCCAAGCUCGCCACCCUCAUGGGCGACGAGUACAAGAAGAUCAAGGGGCUGCGGAAGGAGGUGAUCUUCCUUCAGCGUGAACUCGGGGACAUGGAUGCUCUCCUUGAGAAUAUGGACAGCGUUGAUGAACUCAACCCGCAGGCCAAGAAAUGGAGGAGAGAUAUAAUCGAGAUGUCCUACAACAUAGAAGACCGUAUUGAUGACUUCAUGCACAUGGUUGAUCCUCGCAUGUCAGCACUCUACAAGGAAUCAGCAAGCCUUGUGGGAAUUGAUGCCCAAAAGGACAAGCUUGUCAGCUGGGCAAUGGAUGAAGUCAAACAAUUGAAGUUUAUGGCAAUAGUCGGAUUUGAGCCACAAUUGAUAGGGAUAUUCAAUAGCUUGCUAUCGCAACUUGGGCAACAAACAUACUCCCAUGCUUGCCAGUUGCAAGACCCUAUCAAUGCUCUCAGAAGACAUCUACAGGAUAAGAGGUACUUCAUUGUGGUUGAUGAUUUGUGGGACAUGCAAGCGUGGGAUGCCAUUCAAUGUGCUUUCCCACAAAUUAAUAAUUCUAGCAGGGUUAUAAUAACUACUCGAAUUGAGAAUGUGGCUAGAUCAUGUUGCCACAACCAAGGAUGCAUCCAUAACAUGAAGCAUCUAAGUGACCAAGACUCAAGGAAGUUAUUCUUUGGAAGAAUAUUUGGAUCUGAAGAUGCUUGCCCUACCCAUCUCAAAAAAGCUUCAUGUGAAAUUUUGAAGAAGUGCGAUGGUCUACCACUUGCAAUCAUUGCGAUGGCUAGUAUGUUAGCUUGCGAACCAAGAAUAUUGGAAGGCCAAUGGGUGCACAUCAAGAAUUCACUAGACACUAAUAAGGCAGCAACAAAAUCCAAAUAUGAAGACAUGAUGUAUAUCUUAGAUCUCAGCUACAAGAAUCUCCCACGUCAUCUUAAGGCAUGCUUUCUUUAUCUUGGUUCUUACCCAGAGGAUCAUCCAAUUAAUAGAGUUGACCUAGUGAGGCGAUGGGUAGCAGAAGGUUUUGUUAGCAACUCUACCGGGCAAGAUGUAUGGGAUGUUGCUGAGAGUUAUUUCAAUGAGUUAGUUAAUAGGAGCAUGCUUCAACCUACAUAUAAUAAGUAUACUACUGAGGUAUUAUACUGCAGAGUACAUGAUAUGCUACUUGAUUUGAUUGUGAGGAGAUGUAAGGAAGGUAAUUUUCUGCAUUUGAUAAAUGAACCAGAAGCAGUGGCAAAUGUGCAAGAUGAGGUAAUUCGCCGACUCACUAUUGUCGGAUUGAUGACAGAUAUAGAGGAUGAUAUCAAAGUGCCUAUAACCCUUGGCCAGAACAUAUCACAAAUCCGUUCCCUUGCCAUACUUGGAAAAUCCAACUGGACACCUCUACUGUUUGAGUUUAAGUUUCUACGAGUAUUAUUCCUUGACAGUUACAAUUCUAAGAUUAACAUUAACAUGAAUUGUAUCAACCAGUUAUCACAACUGAGGUAUUUAAAUGUUAGAGGAGAUGUCAUGUUGCCUUGUCAAAUACGAGGGCUGCGGCAUUUGGAGACUUUGGAUUUAUCCAUUAUGGCAAGCAACAUUGCAUUAGAGAUUGCUGAUAUGCCACGCUUGAGCCAUCUAGUUAUGUCGUGCUCUAUGAGGUUACCUGAUGGUAAUAUUGGUAAGUUGAAUUUGCUGCACACUUUGCAUACCUUGUAUCUUCAAACAAACCCACUGGAAAGUGUUAUAGGCAUGGGGCAGCUUACCUGUUUGUCAGAUUUGAGGUUUACUUUCCCCAAGGGGUGUGCACCGUUGGAAAAGGUAGCAUGCAUGGAAGCUCUAAGUACUUCACUUGAGAAACUCAGCAACCUCAGAAAACUACACAUGUCCAUCUCCUAUGGUGCAGUUGCUUGGCCUGCUGACUCGUUGUGCUCGGUUUCCCCUACUUUCCACAACCUUGAGGAGGUACACAUGAGUGAAUGCACUUUCUCUAGACUUCCUAGGUGGAUUGACCGUCUCCAAAGCCUCUGUAUGUUGAGCCUUGGGGGUGAAGCAAAUGGCCCAAGAAGAUUUUGCCAUCAUUGGGACAGGGGCACUGUCCCUACUCAAACUUGA